CUGGUUCAGCCGGAGUCCCGCCCACCAUCCUGCCUCUCAGCCAAUCGUGGGAGUCGGCGGUGGGGUGUCGGGAGGGGACGGAGAACGGAGGAGGAGGACGAGGACUGGGGAGAGGAAGAGGAGGAAGAGGAGGAAGAGGAGGAGGAGGAGGAGGAGGAGGAGGAGGGCCGCUGCCUGAGAACUGGGAGCUGGCCUUCAGUGAUUCAGGAGAGCCGUAUUACAUCGAUCAUAACUCAAAGACGACGAGCUGGCUGGACCCUCGAGCUCCGAGCAAAGAGACGACCGCCUGCACAGAGCUCCCAGAGUUCACGGAGCAGCCCAGUCAGCUGAAGGGUUACUCCAUCCACACUCGGCUCUCUAAAGGUCCUCGAGGUUUCGGCUUCAACAUCGUCGGAGGAAGUCGACCCCGAGAGUUCCUCCAGGUGUACAGCGUCACACCUGGAGGACCGCCGGCCCUCAACACAGGUACUACUACUGCUCGUACUACUCACAGUCCUGAUAAUACUCACAGUGCUGCUGACGGUGCUGAUAAUACUCACAGUACUGCUGACGGUGCUGAUAAUACUCACAGUGCUGCUGACGGUGCUGAUAAUACUCACAGUACUGCUGACGGUGCUGAUAAUACUCACAGUACUGCUGACGGUGCAGCGUCUCACCUGUUCAGGUGUUUAAUGCAGCCAGAGGUGACGACUGCGCGCAGUGUUUCCCUGAGUUCAGGCUGUCAGGCUCGGUCUCCUCGCAGUGAGCAGGCGCUGUCUGCGGGACGAGCCGGGGACAAAAGUCUCCUCCUGCGUUUCUUAAAGCAGAGAGCUUCAUAAACAGGAAGUCGUGCCGGCGCUCACAUAACGUCAUGAGGAGGAGAUGACGUGCAACAGUGUGAGCUGGUGAUGUCACAGCAUGCGUGUGUUUGACCUCUGACCCGCGGCAGAUUCACUGAGCGG
This is a messenger RNA of Plectropomus leopardus (leopard coralgrouper), 941 nucleotides long. The record is from RefSeq and is a predicted model, not a curated record. Lineage: Eukaryota; Metazoa; Chordata; Actinopteri; Perciformes; Serranidae.